AUGGCAUUGUGUCCAAAACCUUUAUCAUUUGAAAAAAAUAUUAAUGCUGCUACUAAUUCACAUUUAUUAACAAGAACUAAUAAAAGUGGCAACACUAAAUCAUCAAAUAUUAACAACAAAAACAUAACUACAACAUCAAACAACAAACGUGGUUGUGAGUAUUCAUAUCCAUCAACAACUUCAAACAAAAGAAUAUGCUUACAACAAUUAAGAAAAAAUAAUAGUAAUAAUUUACCAAGUAAUUACUACUCAUCUUCAUCAGAAGAAGAUGAUUCUGAGGAUGAACAAUCUUGUUAUUAUGCUGAUCAGAUGAGAGCAAAAAGAAGAGCAUCAUCAAGGAUUUCUUUCUCAUUAAAUCCAGAAUUAUCAAAAGCAAUUUCACAAUAUAGUGAUGAUGAAGAUGAAGAAAUCGAACAACAACAAUACUACAACAAUAAAAAAUCAAUUAUAUGUCCUAGAAGAUCAUCAGAUUCUUCUAUAAAAUUAAUGAAAUCAGAUGAAGAACAUGAAAAUUUAGAUUGUAAAUUUACAUCAAGUCCAAUUGGAUCUAAUUUAUCAUUAAAAAAAAUGCUUGUACAAAAUAAUAAUAAUAAUACUGAUGAUGAAUAUGAUUAUGAUGAUGAAGAAGAUUUAUUUGAAAGUGAUUCUAAUAUUCAAUCUGUUGCAAUUGCUGAUAAAAAUGCAAGAUCAAGAUGUUUUGAAUAUUUAAUUGGUGCUAUAGAUGAAGCUUGGGCAAGAUAUUGUGAUGCAACAACUUAUGUUGAAGAUGAAGUUCAUGGAUAUAUUACUCCUGCAUCAAUGGCAUCAGAUGAUGAAGAUAAAGAAUUAAUGAAUUUAAAACAAAGAUUAAUUAAUGCUAAAAAUUUUUUACAAGAUCAUAUUGAUUCUUUUGAUUUACAAGAAAUUAAAAAAUUUUGGAAUAGAUGGGAUAUUUCAAAAUAUGAAAUGUUAGAAGUAAUGGAAGAUGAAGAUGAAUUAUUGGAAAAAUUAGAAGCUGGUCGAUUUAAUUAA
This is a messenger RNA of Lodderomyces pseudojiufengensis, 1011 nucleotides long. RefSeq lists its product as uncharacterized. The record is from RefSeq and is a predicted model, not a curated record. Lineage: Eukaryota; Fungi; Ascomycota; Pichiomycetes; Serinales; Debaryomycetaceae. Bases 1 to 1011 code for a protein of 336 amino acids. The transcript has a single exon.